UUAGAGUUCAACCUGCCCGCCUUCUGGAGGCAGGAGAAACAAGAUGGCAGAUCAACAAGACAAACGGGACUUGUCUUAGUUAAUCUAACUUUUCCCACUGUUGAUUUCUACACAUUAAAAAUAUAUACAAUUAGCUAGACAAAGCAAUCUAGCUCCCACGCCUUUUUAUGGUUGAUAUAUCAGCUACUUAAAGCGAGAUUUCACAGAUUAGCUGAUUGCUAACUGCCGUUAGACAGCUAAGCUAGGCUAGGCUAAGCUAGCCUGUUUCUGUCUGGUCGGACUGGGGUUAGACUGCUAAGCUAGGCUAGGCUAGCUUGUUUCUGUCUGGUCGGAGCGUAGUGAGACCUGCCAUCAUGCAGGACCUGAUAGCCACCGUGGACCACAUCAAGUUUGAUCUAGAGAUGGCUGUGGAGCAGCAGCUAGGGGCUCAGCCUCUUCCUUUCCCCGGGAUGGACAAGUCCGGGGCUGCUGUGUGUGAGUUCUUCAUGAGAGCAGCCUGUCUCAAAGGUGGGAUGUGUCCUUUCCGUCACAUCAGUGGGGAGAAGACAGUGGUGUGUAAACACUGGCUCAGAGGACUCUGUAAGAAGGGAGACCAGUGUGAGUUUCUACACGAGUACGACAUGACCAAGAUGCCCGAGUGUUACUUCUACUCCAAGUUCGGAGAGUGCAGUAACAAGGAGUGUCCAUUCCUCCACAUCGACCCAGAGUCUAAGAUCAAAGACUGUCCCUGGUAUGACAGAGGCUUCUGCAAACAUGGUCCAGACUGUAGACACCGCCACACCAGAAGAGUAAUCUGUAUGAACUACUUGGUUGGUUUCUGUCCUGAGGGCCGGUCCUGUAAAUUCAUGCACCCGCGGUUUGAGCUGCCGAUGGGAGCCACGGAACAGCCUCCUCUACCAGCACAGAUACUGGGUCACCAGAAGCCGUUGCCUUCGCUUGGCCGCUCGUCCCUGUCACUCAUCCAGCUGACCAAUCCUGGGGGAGGUGCAGGUCCUCACCAGCAUCAACACCAUCAACGCCAGCCGUACUCCUCUGGUCCCAGCAUGCAUCAGCACCACAACAACAUGGGAGGAGGGAACAGGGGUCCACGCCCACUAGACCAGGUCACCUGCUACAAGUGUGGUGAGAAGGGCCACUAUGCCAAUAAAUGCACCAAAGGACACCUGGCCUUCCUCAGUGGACAGUAACUCUCUCACAACCCCGCGGUUGGACUCAGUUCAGCUGGAAGACGGUGGAGAGCAGAGCACAACGUCUGUAGAUUGAGAUGCUAUCUUGGCUGAGUCGUCAGGAACCCUGGACCUCUGGACAGACGGACCUGUUUCUAGAACGGACAGACCUGUUUCUAGAUCGGACCGACAGACCUGUUUCUAGAUCGGACCGACAGACCUGUUUCUAGAUCGGACCGACAGACCUGUUUCUAGAUCGGACCAACAGACCAGUUUCUAGAUCGGACCGACAGACCUGUUUCUAGAUCGGACCUGUUUCUAGAUCAGACCUGUUUCUAUAUCGGACAGACAGACCUGUUUCUAGAUCAGACCUGUUUCUAUAUCGGACACACAGACCUGUUUCUAGAUCGGACCGACAGACCUGUUUCUAGAUCAGACCUGUUUCUAGAUUGGACAGACAGACCUAUUUCUAGAUCAGACCUGUUUCUAGAUUGGACAGACAGACCUGUUUCUAGAUCGGACCGACAGACCUGUUUCUAGAUCAGACCGACAGACCUGUUUCUAGAUCAGACCUGUUUCUAGAUUGGACAGACAGACCUGUUUCUAGAUUGGACACACAGACCUGUUUCUAGAUUGGACAGACAGACCUGUUUCUAGAUUGGACAGACAGACCUGUUUCUAGAUCAGACCGACAGACCUGUUUCUAGAUCAGACCUGUUUCUAGAUUGGACAGACAGACCUGUUUCUAGAUCAGACCUGUUUCUAGAUUGGACAGACAGACCUGUUUCUAGAUCGGACCGACAGACCUGUUUCUAGAUCAGACCUGUUUCUAGAUCGGACCGACAGACCUGUUUCUAGAUCAGACCUGUUUCUAGAUCGGACCUGUUUCUAGAUCAGACCUGUUUCUAUAUCGGACAGACAGACCUGUUUCUAGAUCAGACCUGUUUCUAUAUCGGACACACAGACCUGUUUCUAGAUCGGACCGACAGACCUGUUUCUAGAUCAGACCUGUUUCUAGAUUGGACAGACAGACCUGUUUCUAGAUUGGACAGACAGACCUGUUUCUAGAUCGGACAGACAGACCUGUUUCUAGAUCGGACCGACAGACCUGUUUCUAGAUCGGACCUGUUUCUAGAUCGGACCUGUUUCUAGAUCGGACCUGUUUCUAGAUCGGACAGACAGACCUGUUUCUAGAUCGGACCUGUUUCUAGAUCAGACCUGUUUCUAGAUCGGACAGACAGACCUGUUUCUAGAUCGGACAGACAGACCUGUUUCUAGAUCGGACAGACAGACCUGUUUCUAGAUCGGACAGACAGACCUGUUUCUAGAUCGGACAGACAGACCUGUUUCUAGAUCGGACAGACAGACCUGUUUCUAGAUCGGACCUGUUUCUAGAUCGGACAGACAGACCUGUUUCUAGAUCGGACAGACGGACCUGUUUCUAGAUCGGACAGACGGACCUGUUUCUAGAUCGGACAGACGGACCUGUUUCUAGAUCGGACAGACGGACCUGUUUCUAGAUCGGACAGACGGACCUGUUUCUAGAUCGGACAGACGGACCUGUUUCUAGAUCGGACCGACGGACCUGUUUCUAGAUCGGACAGACAGACAGACCUGUUUCUAGAUCG
Messenger RNA from Oncorhynchus nerka (sockeye salmon), 2794 nucleotides. It is a transcript of the gene cpsf4, whose product is annotated as cleavage and polyadenylation specific factor 4. NCBI's taxonomy places the organism in Eukaryota, Metazoa, Chordata, Actinopteri, Salmoniformes, Salmonidae. The transcript has 8 exons. Gene Ontology annotation, molecular function: RNA binding; zinc ion binding. The coding region runs from base 354 to 1187 and encodes 277 amino acids. The record is from RefSeq and is a predicted model, not a curated record.